Molecule: messenger RNA, 1134 nt
Organism: Papilio machaon (common yellow swallowtail)
Lineage: Eukaryota; Metazoa; Arthropoda; Insecta; Lepidoptera; Papilionidae
Product: mitochondrial 2-oxodicarboxylate carrier
Exons: 4
Coding region: 157-1083 (308 amino acids)
Source: RefSeq, a predicted model, not a curated record
AUGUCAAACAAGAAGGGAAAUGUUAUUUUUAUAAUAUUGAUAAAUAGAAUGGAUAGUAUUUUAGAUUAGAGAUAAGUAACCUUCAGUAUUGCGCCAACUUCUGCAGAGAUCAUACACUCGUACUUUGUCCAGUUUGUAUACGAACGAGUUAGAAAAAUGAGUGACGUUGAAAGACUAUUAAAGCAAGCUGCUAUGCAAAUCGGUGCUGGUGGAAGUGCGGGAUUUGUAGAAGUCUGUAUAAUGCAUCCCCUUGAUUUAGUUAAAACGAGAUUCCAGCUACAAUCUUCCAGUUCAGCUUUAAAAAGUUCCGAUCCUCACUACUACAAUGGUAUCAUAGACUGUAUGAAGAAAAUGUAUAAAUAUGAAGGAUUGACAUCAUUUUGGAAAGGAAUCUUGCCGCCAAUAUUGGCAGAGACACCAAAGCGGGCUGUCAAGUUUGCAACUUUUGAGCAAUACAAAAGGUUUUUCAUGUUUGGCUCCAGCACACCCACACCAUUAACGUUUUCCUUAGCUGGUUUAGGGGCAGGUAUUACGGAAGCUAUUUUAGUCAACCCUUUUGAAGUUGUUAAGGUGACAUUACAAUCUAACAAGUCAUUGGCUACCCAGGUACCUAGUACUUGGUCAGUUACAAGACAGAUUGUAAGAGAAAAUGGGUUAGGAUCAAAAGGACUAAAUAAAGGAUUGACUGCGACUAUGGCUAGAAAUGGAAUAUUCAACAUGGUUUAUUUUGGUUUCUACCAUAGUGUGAAAGGAUAUAUCCCAGAAUAUGAGGAUCCACUUUUAGAGUUCAGUCGUAAGAUAGCCAUUGGUUUUACAUCGGGCGUGCUGGGGUCAUGUGUUAAUAUACCAUUUGAUGUGGCCAAGAGUCGUAUACAAGGUCCACAGCCUAUACCUGGUACUGUCAAAUAUAAUUCCACUGUCGGCACCAUUGCCCUGGUUUAUAGAGAAGAAGGAUUUCGCGCCCUGUACAAAGGCCUGCUGCCGAAGGUACUCCGACUGGGUCCAGGCGGAGCUAUCAUGUUGGUCGUAUACGAUUAUGUAUACAAUUUCCUAGAGAAUAAGUUCCAAGAUAAAACGCAAUGAUUUUUAUCAAAUACCAAAGACAAUUUUUGAAUUUUAACGUAUGUGCAAUAU